AUGUGGAAGCGAUCGGCGUCCUUCGUGCUGGACAACCGGCCCCAGCAGAGCGCCGGCGGAGGCGGCGCAAGGGAACAAACCCUAGCCGCGGCCGCCGCCACGGCGGUGUCGGGGUACUACCAGACGCGGGCGGAGCAUCACGUCUUGGUGUCCGAGGACUGGCUGGAGCAGGCGGAGGAGGCCGCGUGUGGGAGAGGGGAGUCGGAGGCGGCCGCCGGCAGGGGGAAAGGCGGCGGCGCGUUCGAUGUGAUCGACGAGUUCAACUUCUGGCGGAAGAAGCCCGACCUGGCGGAGGCCGUGGCGGCGAUCAUGGCGCUUUCGGUGGUGAUCCGAUCGAGCGAGGCGACCACCAUGAUGGAGCUGGAGAUCGAGCUCAAGAAGGCCUCCGACGCUCUCAAGGUAGAUGGCGCGCGAGCCCUCUCUCGUAUUUACUUCGUUGCCACCUUCUCGCCCUCUCUCUCUCUCUCUCUCUGUACCAGUGAUCUAGGGUUGUUGAUGUACAUAUUCUUCGCUCAAAUGCGAUACCUCAGAACUUUCCUGUCGAUUUUCAGCAGAGUUUUUGCAGUGGGAAGGGUUCUAGGAGAUGCAUCAGUCCCUCUCCCUAAUCAAAAAUUAGUUAGGAAAGGGGGAGGAGCUCCUAAUCUGUUCUUCUUGUAUCCAUUCUCCCUGGAAGCUGGUGAAAAUGUCGAAUCCAAUCGCUUGAGCAAUGGAGUCGGGCUCCGGAUUCGAAGGCAGCUUCAAAAACAUUUGCUAGGGAUUCUUGGGAAGAGCAGUGCCAGGGAUUCGGAUGAACAUUUCAUACAGAAAAAAUGUUUUGCAUCCCCUUCUCUGAAUGAAUCUCCUGUCAGCCGGCUUCCUGAAAUCCUGGGUUCAAAUCCCCUGUUCUAGGCUAGAAGAAGUUGCCCCGGAGUGCAUGUUCUUGGACAACCGACCCUCAAGUCAACGCGAUGUAGAGAAGGGGAUGCAAUCCCAUCACCCCCCCGGUCAACCAGUUCUGGUCGACUGGGGCAGGUGGAAAAACGGAGAGAAUUUGCUGGGAUGACAAAAUGUUCACUCCCUUUUUAUGUUCUGUCGUUCUAUCCGUUUUUGGCGUUCUUGGUUGGGAUUCAGGCGAUGACCAAGCUCUCGGGGUGAAAUGCUUCUGACUUGCGUCUGCACCAGUCCUCAGAUCUUACCUCCAUCUCCCUCUCCGCCGGCUGCGAUCUGUUCACGCGCUACGUCACCAGAACCAAGGCCCUGGAGUACGAGGACUUUGACGCCGCCAAGUCCCACCUGAUUGAGCGCGGGGAGAAAUUCGGCGAGCUUUCUCUCAGGGUAAUCCUCUCUCUCUCUCUCUCUUUCUCUUUCUCUCUAUCUCUGCAUUUCAUCUUCGACGUUGUCCUCUGCAUAUCCAGGCGCGUCGGAUCAUCGCGAUGCUGACGCAGGACUUCAUCUUCGAUGGGUGCACCAUCCUGGUGCAUGGGUUCUCGCGGGUGGUGCUGGAAGCUCUGAGGAUGGCGGCGAUGAACAGGAAGAUCUUCCGGGUCCUCUGCACAGGUCCGGCGGCGCUCUCUCUCUCUCUCUCUCACUCACACACACACAUUACUUACUCUUUCUCUCUCCCUGGCGGCGCCGCCGGGUUGGUGUUGAGAGUCUUCUCUCUCUCUCUCUCUCUCUCUCGCUACCUCUCUGUGCGUGUGCAACAGAGGGGAGGCCGGACAGCACGGGGGUGAGGGUGGCGAAGGAGCUGGGGGAGGUGGGAAUCCCGGCGAAGCUUCUGAUCGACUCGGCGGUGGCGUACGCCAUGGACGAGGUGGACAUGGUCUUCGUCGGCGCCGACGGCGUGGUGGAGAGCGGCGGGAUCAUCAACAUGAUGGGCACCUACCAGACCGCCCUCGUCGCCCACUCCAUGAACAAGCCCGUCUACGUUGCCGCCGAAUGCUACAAGGUCCUCUGCCUUCCCUUUCUCUCUCUCUACCCUCUCUCUCUUCUCUCUCGCUAGAGGAGUUACUGGUGGGUUUUGGGGCAGUUUGCGAGGCUGUACCCGCUGGACCAGAAGGACCUGGCGCCGGCGCUGCGGCCGAUAGACUUUGGGGUGGCGGUGCCGGCGGGGGCGGAGGUGGAGACGACGGCGAGGGACUACACGCCGCCGCAGUAUCUGACGCUCCUCUUCACCGACCUCGGCGUCCUCACCCCCUCCGCCGUCAGCGACGAGCUCAUCAAGCUCUACCUUUAG
Messenger RNA from Spirodela intermedia, 2215 nucleotides. Lineage: Eukaryota; Viridiplantae; Streptophyta; Magnoliopsida; Alismatales; Araceae. The record is from the annotation of a GenBank genome assembly.